This is a messenger RNA of Drosophila mauritiana, 456 nucleotides long. RefSeq lists its product as uncharacterized. Lineage: Eukaryota; Metazoa; Arthropoda; Insecta; Diptera; Drosophilidae. The coding region runs from base 7 to 456 and encodes 149 amino acids. The transcript is spliced from 2 exons. The record is from RefSeq and is a predicted model, not a curated record.
AUCGCCAUGAUCGUCAUCUCAGUGGCUGUUGUUGUUGCCGCAUUUCUUGGCGGAUUAAGGCGGUCGUCUUGCCAGACCCAGCGACGACUCUCGAUCGUCCACAUGGAGUGUCACCAGAUCGCACUCCGCACCCCGCAACCCGCACCACACGCCCGGCGCAGCGCAUCCACUAUCCAUUCCUUUAACUGGAUCUCCAAGGACAAUCGAGAAAGGACCGACAAAUGGCACCCAAAAUAUUGGCAAAGCAGCAUUGAGGAGCCGAUAAAACCCCAAAAACCAAUAACAAUAUCAGUAACAAUAUACACAACAAUAAACGAACGAAAACCAAUUUACAAUUUUAUUAUAUUUUCGCACACGUAUAAAGGCGGAGAAAGGGCAGGAGCCAGGAUCCUACUGACAAAAUGGCCGAGUGCGAGUGGGAGGGAUGCAAUCAGAGUGAGAAAGGAUGAUGAGUGA